GGAUACGCGACAAACGGGGGUGUUGCAGUGCCUUCUUACUUUAGUCACCUCCGGAUCUCAGGCGAGAUUAUUACGCGUAAUACGGGGUCGGUAUCCGUGAUCUGUUAGCUAUCUCCUGAACGCCUCAGUUUCCAUAUCCGUCGGUCUAUCCUCAGAGUAUUAGGCACCUGCAUAGAGAUAUACACCGCAAAGACUGGGUUGUUGUUAUAUAGGCAUUCCCCUUAGAUGUCGUUUAAUUGUGAUGUCUUGCUCCGAGUCGUGCCAUGAGCAGCAUACAGCGUUACGUGGUGACGGCGAACAAUAACAACAACGGCCACAAUUGUAGGAGGGCCUCGCCUGCGCUGCCUACGGCAGGGGGGAAACUGGCGUGUGACGCCAAUGAAGUGGUUGAGAACACGGAGGAACCACCGCCGUCCACUGAAACCUGCUGCUGCCUUACCGACACGAGGAGAAAGACCAUCCUGGGCGGGAUCGCCACCCUGGGGAUCGGCGGCUCCUGGGUGGCGUCAACCCAGUUGGCGCAGGCCACGUACCAGCCGUACUUCCACGCCCCCUACCUGGUGGUGUGGUUCUGCAGCGUGUGGUUGGCGGCCACCUUCCCGUUGUACUUCGCCUCCGUGCGCACGUGUUCGAGAGAGAACAAGCCACUGGCAACAACCGUCAAGGAGUGUGCUAAGGUGUUCGGGGAGCAGGGUCUGACCGUCCGCUCCUUCUUCGUGCGCGCCGCGCCGUUCUCCGUGCUGACCGUGGCGGCGCACUACAUGUUCGUGCUGGCCCUCAGCCUGGUGCCCGGCACCGACGUCUCAGCGCUCUAUGUCUCCAACGUCUCCUUCGUGUACCUACUGUCCUGGAUACUGCUCAGGGAAAAGUUCGCUUCUGCCGGGAUCAUGUCGGUGAUUUUGGGGAUAUCUGGGAUCGUGCUGAUGUCCUACUCCGACGGUUUUGGCGGCUCCUCUCUUUUAGGGGUGGCGCUGGGGGUGGGGGCGUCCGCUGGGCAUGCCUUGUACAAGGUGCUGUUUAAGUGGCUAUUGGGAGAGGCGGAUUCUGGGCAGGUGGCGCUGUUCAUGACGUUACUAGGACUAUGCACUCUGCUGUUUCUGUGGCCGGUCGGACUGGUUCUGUACUUCACGGGGGCAGAAAUAUGGGGCUUACACGCACUGCCUUGGCAAUACCUGUGCGCAACCGCCGGAUUCAACUUCGCCUUUAUACAGCUGAUCAACUUUGGAGCUGCCUUCACGUUCCCCAUCUUCAUCUCAGUCGGUAUCCUCGUGGCUGUCCCGGUGAACGCAGCCGUGGACGCCAUUGUGCACAACAAGACGGUGAGCGCCAUUAAGGUCAUGGCGAUCAUUAUCUUCAUCAUGGCCUUUCUACUGCUGCUGCUGCCAGACGGCUGGGAGGAACAGGUUAGGAAGGUGAUACCCUGCAAGAAGAAGGGACCCCCACAGGAGGAGCUCUUCACCUCUAGGAGUUUGCGGCUACCUUGA
This is a messenger RNA of Branchiostoma floridae (Florida lancelet), 1484 nucleotides long. Its product is annotated as solute carrier family 35 member F4-like. Lineage: Eukaryota; Metazoa; Chordata; Leptocardii; Amphioxiformes; Branchiostomatidae. The transcript is spliced from 9 exons. The record is from RefSeq and is a predicted model, not a curated record. Bases 264 to 1484 code for a protein of 406 amino acids.